UUUUCAAGAAGCACCAUGGGGAAUCAAUCUGGUCGUCAACAAAUAGAUACAGAAAUGAAAGAAGCUCUGGUGAAAAAUGAUCGCUUAGCUCGUGCAAAGAUCCAGGAGUAUUUGGACAAGGAGCAAAAUGUUCCUCUAAAUAUUGCUGUCACAGGAGAGACUGGCUCUGGUAAAUCCACCUUUGUUAAUGCCAUUAGAGGUAUAGACGACGAGGAUGAGAAAGCUGCUCCUACUGGUUGUGUAGAAACCACCAUGGAGGUCACACCGUACUCCCAUCCAAACUAUCCCAAUGUGAUAUUCUGGGAUCUUCCUGGUUUCGGCACCACCAAGUAUCCUGCUGCUGAGUACCUGAAGAAGGUUGGAUUUAAACAGUUUGACUUCUUCAUCAUCAUCUCAGCUGAUCGCUUCACAGAAAAUGAUCUGAAGCUGGCUAAGGAGAUUCAAAAGAUGAAGAAGAAGUUCUACUUUGUUCGCUCAAAGAUUGAUGAUAACAUACGUAAUGAGAAAAGACGUAAGACAGAGUUCAAUGAAGAAAGGACCCUGACACAAAUCAGGAACAACUGCAUCCAGGGUCUUCAGGAUCUAGGUCUCCAGUCUCCUCAGGUCUUCUUGGUGUCCAGCUUUCACCUGAAACUGUAUGAUUUCCCUCUGCUAGUGGAGACCCUGAAGCAAGAACUUCCUGAACUCCAGAAGGAAGCCUUUCUGCUUGCCAUGCCCAACAUCAGUCUGGACAUGAUCAAAGAAAAGAAAAAGGCUUUCCAAGGAAAGGUCAAAUACUUUGCUACUCUAUCUGCAGCUGUAGGAGGUGUGCCAGUUCCGGGGCUUUCUGUUGCUGUUGAUGCAGCCUUGCUGGUCGGUGUCAUCACAAGAUAUGUUUUCGGGUUUGGUCUUGACAUCCCAUCACUGAAGAGAAUGGCAAACUACUCAGGUGUUCCUUAUGAGGAAUUGAAGGAAGUCAUCAUGUCACCUCUGAUAGCAAUAGAAUUAACUCCUGAACUUUUAAUGAGGUUGUUGUCUCAAUUCAGCAGUUUAGUUGUAUUACUGGUAGCAGAGGAGGGGGCCAGAUUCAUUCCACUACUUGGAAUCCCAGUAACAAUGGUCCUCUCUUUUGCCUUUACCUACAGAAGUCUUAACAUGAUCCUUGACAUGCUUGCUGACGAUGCAGAGAGGGUAUUUACUAGGGUCCACUUGAACACCACAGGGUGAUAAUGUUAAAGAAAUAGCAUUCAGUACUUAUUUGUGCUGUAAAACAAUGUGUACAUUUUGAUUGAUUAAUAUAAAUCACAUUGAAAAUAAGAUGUUAAAAAGAGAAAAUCCAUGAUGAAAUUAAAUUAGUUUGUAAAUGAAAACAUUAAUGUGAAGAACUGACUACAGUGAAAAUGUAGAAGUUAGAAAUAACCAGCUAGAAAAAGAGAAAUGCAGACUGAGUAAGUCUAGCUGCAGCACAAUGCUUCUCACAUUAUUGAUCUAUGUGAUUCAUCUCAUCCUUAAAUGUUGUUCAUAUGAAUCAACUUUUGACUUUUAGCUUCACAUUUUAGAGAAUGUGCUUCAUGUUUUUUCAUUUUCUUCUUACAUCCAAUCCCAUUUAAAACAGUUUGUUUUUAAAUGUUUGUAUUACUGAAUAACUUUUAGCAUUAAAUCACAUUGAAACAUGCCUAUUGAUCGUCUUCAUAGUGAUAAUGUUAUUUUUGUAUUAAGGUUUAUAAUGCAUAGAGCUUAACUAUUUCUUUAUGUACAGCUCUGCUGUUUUUAAGUGCUGUACACUAAACUGAUUUAUAAUCCAGCUGCACAUAUCAGUAAUCUGUUCAAAUCAGGAAACAUGAGUGUUGAUAUCAAAAUGUUUAUAACAUGUUUAAACUGAUGUUCUUGAGUCUUUAAAUAAAAUCAUUAAAACAAA
Molecule: messenger RNA, 1897 nt
Organism: Labrus mixtus (cuckoo wrasse)
Lineage: Eukaryota; Metazoa; Chordata; Actinopteri; Labriformes; Labridae
Product: interferon-inducible GTPase 5-like
Cellular component (GO): membrane
Molecular function (GO): GTP binding
Source: RefSeq, a predicted model, not a curated record